AUGUCAAAGCACAUUAAAAACAGCUAUGAUAACUCUGAUUAUGAUUUAUUUCAUACAGAUGAUCCAUGUUACACUAUAAACUGUGGUGUUGGUACCUGUUCUGGUGGAACCUGCUCAUGUCCAGGAGGAUACUCUGGAAGUAUUUGUCAAACUUAUGAUCCGUGUUACAAUGUUAAUUGUGGAGUCGGUACUUGCUCUGGUGGAACGUGUUCUUGUCCUGAUGGAUAUUCUGGCAGUACCUGCGAAAACUCAUGUCCAUCUGGUUAUGAUUGGCUUUCAAGUAGCAAUACGUGUGUUAAAUUUUAUGGAGGUGAUUACAGAAGUUGGGCUAACCUCAAAACGGCAUGUCAAGCUGAUGGUGCAGAUUUGCCUCUUUUAAAUACAGACACGCUAUUUAAUGACUUCAGGAUCUACAUGGAUCAAAAAUCAAGCGAUCGAGUUGCUGUUGAUGGAACGUUGAGCGGAAACCAAGGUAUUUGGUCAAACGGGGAUGUAUUGAGCAGCAAUAGAUUUUGUUCCGGGAAUCCCGAUCUGACGUAUCAACCAAAUGUGUGUUUAUACUUUGAGGAUACAGCUGCUGGUUAUUGUGGAACAACUACCAAUAGAAUUGACGAUUCUUUAUGUUCAACAUCUGCAUUAAGAAUUUGUAUGAAAAAAUUAUAAAUGCUUUAAAAAGGGUUUGAAUAGGA
This is a messenger RNA of Mytilus trossulus (common blue mussel), 689 nucleotides long. Its product is annotated as protein crumbs homolog 1-like. The coding region runs from base 1 to 663 and encodes 220 amino acids. The transcript is spliced from 4 exons. NCBI's taxonomy places the organism in Eukaryota, Metazoa, Mollusca, Bivalvia, Mytilida, Mytilidae. The record is from RefSeq and is a predicted model, not a curated record.